Molecule: messenger RNA, 4042 nt
Organism: Esox lucius (northern pike)
Lineage: Eukaryota; Metazoa; Chordata; Actinopteri; Esociformes; Esocidae
Gene: slc66a2
Product: solute carrier family 66 member 2
Exons: 5
Coding region: 955-1764 (269 amino acids)
Biological process (GO): phospholipid translocation; retrograde transport, endosome to Golgi
Cellular component (GO): endosome; trans-Golgi network
Source: RefSeq, a predicted model, not a curated record
UUGAGCUUCGGAGGAAGUGGUCGCAGAGUUUGCAAUCUCGUUUUUAUUUAAACAAUGUGUUCCUCGUUUAUGUUGGACUCAUAUUUUCCAAACAAAAUUGUUAUUUCGUGUGAGAGAGUCAUGUUUUGUGCGGAUUCCGGCUGCCGUCCUGCUGUAACUACAAACUACUACCCAAUAUCCAUUCACUGGGGAUUAGAGUUGCUUUGAUUAGCCCAAAAACAGGAAAUCAAUGUCGACUAUUUUAUUUUUCUUUACCAAAGAAUAUUGAGCUAAAGUCUGCACGUUUUGUUGUUAUUUAAUCAGCAGACCGAUCUGUUGCAAAUUUGAAUUCGGGAUGUUUACAUGGUUUAGCUGACCAACUUUUUUUAAAUUGUUCAAUACAUUGUCACUGUUAAAAAUUCAUACUAGCCCUUUAUCAGCUGUAUGAAAACAUAGCGCGGAGAUUUGUAUUGCUUUUAUAUACAUUUUAGAAUACGUGACGUUUGAGCGCCUUUCGGUUUGGCAAAAAGCUGUUUGAUGACGACGCUGGGUUUGCCCCCGAAAGCCUCUACUUGAUGCUGCUUGAAUUUUUUACUGUUAAACCCUCUUGGAAUAAUGGAAACUAUUCAGCAGAACUGAAUAUCUAUUUGUUGAUCGAAAUAGUUCUUCCUGGUUAACAUCCGGUUUGAAAGCGUGAACCUGUGAACAUUCAUGGACAGAUUACGUAAAAAAAAUUCCGCGAUACUACAAAGAUGAUCGAGAUUUAAUGUAUGGCACGCAAACAAUUGUUUAUCAUACAUUAGUGAUUGGUCAAAUAGUUGACGGUCGAUAAUCAGUUUCACAGCGGGCUAUACACGUUUUCUGACUUGCGACACCACAUGAUUACAAGGCGAGUGCGGCUCACUAAAACUUUGCACAGCUAUUUGGCACCUAAACGUUGCUGUGCGUUGGUUGACUAGACAAAUAACAGAAAACAUGGAAGAUGAGAUGUUUGAACGGCUCAUGUAUUUCCUGAACCAACUGGUGGCAUGGAUAGCUGCUGGUGCCAUGGUUUUUGGUGGAGUGGUACCUUACAUCCCCCAGUACAGAGACAUCCGACGGACACAGAACGCAGAGGGGUUCUCCACCUACGUUUGCCUGGUCUUAUUGGUAGCCAACAUUCUGCGCUUACUGUUCAGAUUUGGCCGCUACUUUGAGACACCCCUCCUGUGGCAGAGCAUCAUAAUGAUCGCCACUAUGUUGAUCAUGCUGAACCUGUGUACUGACGUCCGAGUGGCCGCUGAACUCCAACCCAAGAGACGUUCAUUCACAGCAACAGACAGUAAGGAGGAGGAGAUCCCUAAGAAGUUCUUUCUGGACUUUGAUUGGAGCCACUUCUGGUUGUGGAGUCGUUUCAUGGACUACGUACAGUGUGUGGUGGCGUUUACCCUGCUGGCAGCCUACGUCACCUACCUGCUGCUGGACUCCUAUGUGUUCGUGGAGACCCUGGGCUUCCUGGCCGUCUUCACUGAGGCCAUGCUGGGGACACCGCAACUCUACUGCAACUACCAGAACAAGUCUACUGAGGGAAUGAGUAUAAAGAUGGUGCUGAUGUGGACAAGCGGUGAUACCUUUAAGACUGGUUACUUCCUCCUGACCGAAGCGCCUGUCCAGUUCUGGACCUGUAGCCUGCUGCAGGUGGGGGUGGACUUUGCCAUUCUCUUCCAGGUCUACUACUACAGCCGCUACCCGCAGAAACCUCUCUCACACACCGUGUCACAUACCACCAGUGCCAAGGCACUGUAAGACCCCUCUCCACACACAGAGACCCACCAUCAUCAGUCAGCUGUCAGCACACAUUAUUACGUUUCAAAGCGUACCUCUGCCUGAAGAAUUCUACUGAAUGUCACAUUGAAGUUUUAAACGGACGGGACCUCGGUUAUUUAUUUUCUUAUGUGUAUUAAGUGCGGAUUGUUAUGCAAACGAAUACCUGUAUACGUAUUGACUUGAGCAUACCCAUGGAUACAGUGCAUCAGUCUACACUGCAGCUGUGUACUGACUGUUACGGCUGGAUAAGGACGCGUCCGACCGCUUCUUUUCUCCAUAGACAGUGAUGGACUUUCAGUCAUCAGAUUGUUGCAUGGGAACCAUUGCCUUAAAAUACUUCACACGCGGUUGGUUACUCAGCCAGUGGUUCAAAUAUCUAACUCAUUAUCAAACUCUCAAACAAAAACCUUUCAAUAGGUAACAUUGUAUUUUAUUUUUGUUGUAAUUUUUUUUUCAACCAAAAUGGGGAAUGUAUACAAUAUUAGUAGAUGGCUCUUUGUUUUGUCACGCUGGACUGAUGCUGGCGUGGUCAGACUGAUCACUCUGGCCUCUACUAGUCAGUUCUGGCUGGAUGUCAGACUGCUGCUGCUUUGUUUAUUCAGAAGGUUCAUUUACCUGGAAGGAACUGAAAGCAGCCGUGUUACCAAAAAGGAACAAAGACUUGGGUGGACGUCUCCUGUGCUGCCUACCAGAGAAUCUUCUUCAUGUUGUUCCGUGGCCUUUCAGCUUUUCUCAGCCAGGGUUCAUUUAGAUAACUCUUGAGUGAAGGUUAGGUCAUAGGCUUGGUUGUUCAGUGGACUGCUCUUGCUGGUAUUAACAUACUGCAAACUGUAUAUGAUUUAAUGUUACCGUAAAUGCUAAAUGAAGCCAACAACACGCCAAGGCUAUUAGAGUACAAAGCUUAUGUCUCAAAGGACCUAGUUACAAUCUGUUUGUUGGUCAACAGACAUCUCUUCCUAAGGCUCCCCUCAGCUUCAUGCACACCAAGAAACCUUUCCUUUGUUUAAGUGGGACCUUCUGAAUAUUAUAUGAAUCUUUCUUCAGCUGUUAAAUGUUUUAGAUGUCUACUUUUGGUGGCAACAUGGGAAUAGUGGCCGACAGAAAUCUAGUUCCUUCAUUUCAGUGUAAGCCAAAUCAUGCCCUGUAGAGGCCUGAUGUGAGUGCUGGGUUUUGUUCUGGCUAAGCAUGUCCAGACACUACCUCCUCUUUGACCGUGGGGUGAUACAGAUUUCUCCCUGGACACUGCCAAAACAAUAGUAGUAGCUGUUCUACAGUGCUGUUCCAUUCACUUCUGGAUAUCUACUGUUGACCGAAUCCCUCCGAGUACUACAUAGGGAAUGUCAUUUCGUAUCUGAUGCAGGCAGUCCUUUGCUGGAUGGGACACUUAAGUCACUUAAUAUUUAUUUUGUCACGCUAUAUUUUUACAAUCCUCAAAUGCCGGUACAAUCACAAACCUUGUAAACGUGCCCUUUAUCAUGUUGUUCACGGGGAUUAAUACAGUGAGGAUGAAUACAGUGAGGAUGAACAUGAUGGCGACACGUUUCGUAUGUUGGCCGCUUGUGUGACGGAAGUGAAAUUGGUCAUCCAGUUCCUCCUGGUUAUGUCUUAUCGCCAACACUACGUCCACAAAACCUCACUGUUCUAUAUGUUUCUGAUGUUAAACGUUACUUUGGAGUUUAUUACCUUUUAGUCUCUCUUGGGUGACCUUGCCGAACUCUUCCGGUUUAUGUAGAUGCUGACCAAACAAUGCCAAUCCUUCUAUCCAGCUUACUGGUUUCUUUUCUUAAAAAAAAAAAAGUAUAUUUUUCUAAUUUUGUCAGAUUUCAGUCCGAGGCACGUUAUUAAGCAGGCCGAAGGAUGGCCAAUAAUGUGCUUAGAAAGACAGCUCAAGGCUAACUGGCCUAUCAAUGCUUACCUCUCUAGGAAAAAGACUUGUCAGCCCCCCCGCUGCUCUGCUCUCUAACGUCCCUCGGACUCAGACCUGCCUUCAGUUUAUGUACCACAUUAGUUUUUAAUGUUUAUCAAACCAUUUGUGAAAAAAAAAAAAAUUGCAUUCCUAUAUUUGAUGACCUUAUUUUGUUACCAUUUUGUUUUUGUACACUGUUCCUAGACAAUUUCUUUUUAUGAAAUUGCCGGUUCUUUGUCAACACACCGUUUAAAGCAACCGCACACAAUGGUCAAUCUUUUAUACUGUUAAAAAACGAUCUUUGUGAAUCCUCUGCAGCGCUGUCAUUAAAGGCCAGGAUCAGAAUGUUUA